ACGAGCCCAUGACGAGCACAGCAAAACUUUCACGGUAAAGCUUCUCCACAAAAUACUUUGGCGCCCACAAAAACCCUUUCAAAACAACACUUCCCUCAUUCGAUUCAUCCUCAGUGACCUUUUUCUGUGAACUCGCUCUCUUCCGGGCUCAAGAAAUCCAUGGCAAUGGAGCAGCAAAGAAACCAGAAGGUGGUUCCACAACAGGAGGAAACAGAAGAGAUGCAACAUGGUCCGUUCCCGGUUGAACAGCUUCAGGCAUCUGGCAUUGCUUCCGUCGAUAUAAAGAAACUUAAAGACGCGGGUCUAUGCACUGUUGAAUCUGUUGCUUACUCCCCUAGGAAAGAUCUUCUUCAAAUCAAAGGAAUCAGUGAAGCAAAAGUUGACAAGAUCAUAGAAGCAGCGUCCAAACUGGUGCCUUUGGGUUUUACUAGUGCUACCCAACUCCAUGCGCAGAGGCUUGAGAUUAUUCAGAUAACAUCUGGAUCAAAAGAACUUGACAAAAUCUUGGAAGGGGGAAUUGAAACAGGAUCUAUUACAGAGAUAUAUGGCGAGUUUCGCUCUGGAAAAACUCAGCUGUGUCACACACUCUGUGUCACUUGCCAACUUCCACUGGAUCAAGGAGGGGGUGAGGGGAAAGCAAUGUACAUUGAUGCUGAGGGCACGUUCAGGCCACAAAGACUCCUACAGAUAGCAGAUAGGUUUGGACUGAAUGGUGCUGAUGUGUUGGAGAAUGUGGCCUAUGCUCGAGCAUAUAAUACUGAUCAUCAGUCGAGGCUUUUGCUUGAAGCAGCUUCAAUGAUGGUGGAAACGAGGUUUGCUCUUAUGAUUGUAGACAGUGCGACUGCUCUGUACAGAACAGAUUUUAGUGGAAGGGGAGAACUGUCAGCCAGGCAAAUGCAUCUUGCAAAGUUCCUUAGGAGUCUUCAGAGGAUAGCAGAUGAGUUUGGCGUGGCUGUUGUCAUUACGAACCAAGUUGUUGCACAAGUGGAUGGUUCAGCCAUGUUUGCUGGACCUCAAAUCAAGCCUAUUGGCGGUAACAUUAUGGCUCAUGCCUCCACAACAAGGCUUGCUCUUCGGAAGGGCAGAGGAGAGGAGCGCAUCUGUAAAGUGAUAAGUUCUCCUUGUUUGGCUGAAGCCGACGCACGGUUUCAGAUAUCUGCCGAAGGUGUAUCUGAUGUCAAGGAUUGAUCCCCCUCGUUUCAGUCAUCAUCCCUUAUGCUUUUCUUUUUUUUUGUAAGGUCCUGCUCAUCAGUGUGUUUUGUAUCCGGCAAUUUAUUACAAGCAAAGCAUAGGCAUUAGGCACCAUCAUUUUUGUAGAAUGAGGACGCCAAGUUCUUUUUAAUGGAAAUUUUGUGGUGUUUGCUGUUUUGUAA
This is a messenger RNA of Tripterygium wilfordii, 1373 nucleotides long. RefSeq names its product DNA repair protein RAD51 homolog. The record is from RefSeq and is a predicted model, not a curated record. Gene Ontology annotation, cellular component: condensed nuclear chromosome. Gene Ontology annotation, biological process: DNA strand invasion; double-strand break repair via homologous recombination; chromosome organization involved in meiotic cell cycle. The coding region runs from base 160 to 1188 and encodes 342 amino acids. Lineage: Eukaryota; Viridiplantae; Streptophyta; Magnoliopsida; Celastrales; Celastraceae. Gene Ontology annotation, molecular function: ATP binding; single-stranded DNA binding; double-stranded DNA binding. The transcript has 9 exons.